Messenger RNA from Penaeus monodon (black tiger shrimp), 822 nucleotides. RefSeq lists its product as uncharacterized. The transcript is spliced from 6 exons. The record is from RefSeq and is a predicted model, not a curated record. Bases 1 to 786 code for a protein of 261 amino acids. NCBI's taxonomy places the organism in Eukaryota, Metazoa, Arthropoda, Malacostraca, Decapoda, Penaeidae. Gene Ontology annotation, molecular function: ubiquitin binding. Gene Ontology annotation, cellular component: phagophore assembly site. Gene Ontology annotation, biological process: macroautophagy.
AUGGUGGCUCAGUCUUCAGUUACUGAGUUGAACAAUUUUCAUGAGACUUGUACUAUUGGAGAUGGACAAGCAGUCGCACUCAGGAGAAGGUUUUGGCAAAGAUGGAAGGUCUGCGCAAGAAACAGUCCUGCUCCCCAGAGGAACUCAACAAGCUCAGAAAGAUGGUUGACAAGCAGCAUAGGGUUAUCACAGCUGAGCAGCGACAGCAACGCAGAAACGACCGAAAGCAGGAAACCAGAAGGCAGCAAAUCAAAGAAAUUCAAUAUCGACAAUAAGGGAUUCCCUGUAGAUGCAUCACUGUUGCAUGCUGCCCUACAGGAGCUGGAAGCCUUGGCUGAAGACUCGCCCAACGAGGGCACAGCUGGCAUCAGCACAAGGGGUUACGAUGCCCUCUAUCUCCAUGACGUGACCUAUCCUGAUGGCUCCGAGGUGGGUCCUGGAACAGAGUUUGUCAAGACGUGGAGGGUUGCUAAUACUGGUGUGGAGCCUUGGAAUGAGAAGACAACAUUGUGCAAGUGGAGCCAAGUGCGUUUCCGUGGCUCUUCCUGCUGGCUGGAAGCUGAAGCCGUCCUCAAAGAGGUGGUGUGCCCUCCCCUGGAACCUGGCCAGGAAGGUGACAUAUCCAUCACCUUCACAGCACCAAGUGAGCCCGGCUGGUAUGCCACUCAUGGAGGUUCUGCCAGCGAGGUCGUGUUUUUGGGAACCAGAUGUGGUGUGCUAUUUACGUGGCAGACCGAAAUGUGCGUGAGAAACUGGAGCCAGUUCAGGGUGAAGAUGUUGCAGUAAGUGCAGUCAAUUUCUGAUCGUGAUUAGUUGAUUUUC